CAGCUCCAGUGGCUUAGUGCCGUUGAAAAUUGUUGUACACAGUCAAGAUAUUGAUUUUUGCGAGCCGAGUGGAAAACACGACCCCAGAGCCCCCGCCCCCUGCGCGCGACCAGUAGUAGUAGUAACGACUCACGGUCCUUCAAACAUUACGCAGCCCAAGGUUCUGGAAAAAAUCGAAGAUUACGAGCAGAGCAACAAAAAAAACGGGGGCAGAACGUGCAGAGCAAGCGAAGCGAGUGAAAGUGCCCGCAGUAGUCAGCAAAAGUAGAACUCGAACUCGGGCUACAGUUCACCAAGCCAAUCCGAGUUUCCCCACUCGCAGCCUCCACUGAGCGAGCAGAAGAACCCCGGAAAGUAGCACCCCCAGCGGAGAAGGAACGGAGAAAAGUGCAGUCCGCCAACUGCGUCGAGCGCCCCAAGACCAAUUUAACCAGAGGAAGAAAACCAGAAGAGACAGCAGCAGCCAUGGCUUUCGCCGGACUCAAAAAGCAGAUCAACAAGGCCAACCAGUAUAUGACGGAGAAGAUGGGCGGUGCCGAGGGCACCAAACUGGACAUGGACUUCAUGGAGAUGGAACGCAAGACGGACGUCACCGUGGAGCUGGUGGAGGAGCUGCAGCUGAAGACGAAGGAGUUCCUGCAGCCGAACCCGACGGCACGGGCCAAAAUGGCAGCGGUCAAGGGCAUCUCGAAGCUGUCCGGGCAGGCCAAGUCCAAUACGUAUCCGCAACCGGAGGGCCUGCUCGCGGAAUGCAUGCUGACUUAUGGGAAGAAGCUCGGCGAGGACAACAGCGUGUUCGCGCAGGCGCUCGUCGAAUUCGGCGAAGCGCUGAAACAGAUGGCCGACGUCAAGUAUUCGCUGGACGACAACAUCAAGCAGAACUUUUUGGAGCCACUGCAUCAUAUGCAGACCAAAGACCUCAAGGAGGUAAUGCAUCAUCGCAAGAAGCUGCAGGGCCGGCGACUAGACUUCGACUGCAAGCGUCGCCGGCAGGCCAAGGACGAUGAGAUUCGUGGUGCCGAGGACAAGUUCGGUGAAUCGCUCCAGCUGGCCCAGGUGGGCAUGUUCAAUUUGCUCGAGAACGAUACGGAGCACGUCUCCCAGCUGGUCACCUUUGCCGAGGCACUAUACGAUUUUCAUUCGCAAUGCGCGGAUGUCCUUCGAGGCCUGCAGGAGACACUGCAGGAGAAGCGCUCCGAGGCGGAGAGCCGGCCACGCAACGAGUUCGUGCCCAAGACGCUGCUCGAUCUGAACUUGGACGGCGGUGGCGGCGGCCUCAACGAAGAUGGCACGCCGUCUCACAUUAGUUCGAGCGCCUCGCCGUUGCCCUCGCCGAUGCGCUCGCCCGCCAAGUCGAUGGCCGUAACGCCGCAGCGCCAGCAGCAGCCCUGCUGCCAGGCCCUCUACGACUUCGAGCCGGAGAAUCCCGGCGAACUGGCCUUCAAGGAGAACGACAUCAUCACCCUGUUGAAUCGCGUCGACGACAACUGGUUCGAGGGCGCGGUGAAUGGCCGCACCGGUUACUUCCCGCAGUCCUACGUUCAGGUGCAGGUGCCCCUGCCCAAUGGCAACUAGGCUGUUCCUCAUCCUGUUCCUCGUAUUGAUCCCGAACCCGGACUCCCAUCCCCUAAACCAAUCCCAUCCUAUCAAACUGGCUGAAGACGUACGUAGAUCGCUGAUUGGAGAACAAUAACCUUAAUGUUGGUUUCGCCACCAGAGGCGCGAAAUUGGGCAGCCGAAGCCGAUGCAGAAGCAGAAGCAGCAGCAGCAGAAGCAGCACAUAAAUGCAAAUAUAUAUAUAUAGUUGAAUUAGAUGAGCGGGUUACUACGAUUACGGAUAUUACGAUACGGCUUAGCUAGCACACAGCAGGCUAAAUUCAUGGUGGCCAUAGAGCAAGCUAACUAAAUUUUAUGUGCAAAAUUAUACCAGUUGGCAACACAAUAAUUAACAAAUUAACUACGAGUUAAAUUAAUGUAAUGUAUUAACUAACUAAAUUUACAAGAUGUUACGCGCGCAAUGCCACUUCCUUGCGUUUUUACCUUUGAUUCUCAAGCGUCAGCGUUGUUGUUCGUUGCAAGUGCGAACUUUUAGUGCUACUUCACACAAUAGAUCGAUCACGUAUUAGAACAGUUGGCCGGCGGCAGAAGCAAACAGAAAAGCACUCUAGCUAAUUAACUAAAUUACCCGUGUAAUCUUAAUCACCCAUGGAGGCGCGUCUCUUGUGUCCUUCCACCUGAGUUCGUCUAGCCUCCAGUCGUCGGAGGUCUUUUAUCCGGUCUCAUCGUUGUAAUUUAAACCCUACCUACGCCAAUGCGCUCUCUAUGCAAUGUCCAUUUAUAGGCCAAAGCUACGUAUCCACACCAUACGCCCAUAUAUUUAUUAUAUACCCGAAAUACCUACAUAUACCUACUCUACCUACGUAUAUUUGUGCAAAAACAAUACUCUCCCCACACUCUAUUCUAAAAGGCAUACGGAAUACCGUUCUUGAUGUUCGUUGUUCAAUGUAAAGAAUAAUUCAAUUCAAUUUUUGCAAGGAUGAAACAAGCGAAAUUUGUAUCCUACUUUUUGCUCCUUUUUAUGUGUGUUGUUUUUUUUGUUAAUUAUAUACAUAACAACUAUAUAUAUAUAUAUUAAAUGAAAUCAAAUAUAUGUAUAAAUAUAUUUAUUAAGCGUAUUAUCUACAUGUAUAUUUAUUAUUAUGUAUUUAUUAUAAAUUAUACUGAGCAGCAACGUAAACAAUAUAAUGAAUAUUUAAACGAUGAUAACAGAUAAACAGUACUAGCGGCAAGUAAAUGUAACAGAAUCCUCCUAAACAAUACCAACCAACAAGCAUAAUACUAGUUAAACUAUUUCCACAAAAAUGUUGAUAAUAAUAACUUUAAACGUAAGCAAAAUCCAGUCAAGUCAAUCGAAGCAUAGCAACACUUACAAACCUACUAACGCGUUUACCAACCGCAACUCUAGAUCAAAUAUUUAUAUAUUUAACGAGAAUAAUAAACAUUCGACGGCAAACCGAUAAAAUGAUUCAAAAUAGUCUCAUGUUGGCAUACGUGUCCGAUAUACAUACGAAUGUAUAUACUCGUACGUUUAGGAAAGAUAUACACAAGAUACAUAUAUUUACGUAUGAAGAAAAACAUUGAUCUGAAAGCCAUGCAACUUGUGUUGAUAAUGAAUUUGUUAAAUGCCAAGAAACCAUUUAACAAAGUUAUAUAUUUGAGUGCGAAGAUGAAACAUUUGCCUCGUGGACGGACAGACUGCCAGUGCGAACAUUUCCAGAGGAUCCACCCCAUCCAUCUGGGGAGGAUCCCCCCAUCGCCUGGAGACUAUCCUUCCAUGCGAUACCAGAACUUCAAACAAUAAUUAUUGUAAUUUUGCAUUUUUGUGUGGGCGGUAACUUGAAUUAAUAUACAUUACCAGGCAUAUACAUAAUAAUAAUAACUACGCUAAAACUGAAGACCCUAAUUUAUGCAAACCAAAAUUAAUAAAAUUUAAUUUUUAAUGUGUCUUUCGUUCAAAGUCAUAACUGAGAGAAAAAAACACAA
This is a messenger RNA of Drosophila sechellia, 3543 nucleotides long. RefSeq names its product SH3 domain containing GRB2 like, endophilin-A (gene EndoA). Gene Ontology annotation, molecular function: protein binding. Gene Ontology annotation, biological process: synaptic vesicle uncoating. Gene Ontology annotation, cellular component: cytoplasm; presynapse; glutamatergic synapse. The record is from RefSeq and is a predicted model, not a curated record. The coding region runs from base 466 to 1575 and encodes 369 amino acids. The transcript is spliced from 2 exons. NCBI's taxonomy places the organism in Eukaryota, Metazoa, Arthropoda, Insecta, Diptera, Drosophilidae.